Molecule: messenger RNA, 1696 nt
Organism: Octopus sinensis (East Asian common octopus)
Lineage: Eukaryota; Metazoa; Mollusca; Cephalopoda; Octopoda; Octopodidae
Exons: 5
Coding region: 159-1676 (505 amino acids)
Source: RefSeq, a predicted model, not a curated record
AGAGAGAGAGGUAAGAUUUUUGAAUUCUUCUAAGUUCUGUAGAAAUUUGGUGGUGCCAUGACGUAGUAGAAAGUUUAAUAAUUGCAGGACGGGAUCUUUAUUCGAACCCCUCACCCGCUAGUUUAAUGUUCUCAGCCGCCGUCUGUCUUACAUGAUUGAUGUCAUUAGAAACAGACACAGCAGCAGGGCCAAAAGGAGAAAAAGAAAAGAUGAAGCCGUCUCCACCAGUCUUUAUCGGACGAAACGAAGAGAGAGCAACAUUGAAACGCUUUCUCUUACAAAAAGAUGUCGCCCUCAUUCAAAUCUACGGACUUCCACACAUCGGGAAGACAUACUUUGUUAAAACGGUAUUGGAUGAAUUAAAACGCGAAAAAUAUCCUCAAGAAAUACAUCUAGACAUUGUUAGUUUCUCUUCUGAAGACUGGAAAACGAUUCGAGAGAAACGGUUCAAAGAAUUUUCUGGAAGCAAUCAAAGCAACCAACAAUGCAUUAAUAUCUACGUUUUUGAUGAUUUCCACAAGUUGAACCCCAAAUGGCACCAAGAAUUUCAGCAUUUCCUUCGUUCCUUUUCAUCUUCGCAUUGCAAUAAGAAAUUUAUUCUCAUUAUGGCUCACUGGAAACCGUUUCCGUUGAAGGAUAUUUCUUGGAAAGAAUACAAUCUUCUUCCACUAACCGCUUCCGAUUCACGUCUGCUUUUCUAUCAAAUAUCCAAAGCUGAUGUUUCAAAAGAGGCGGACAUUUGCAUAGAUUUUAUCACCGCUUAUUCUAACUUCCGGCCUGGUUUGCUCACAGCUCUUGCUAAAUUAUUAUCAAAUCAUUUGUCGAAAUAUUCGUUAGAAGAUAUUUGUUCGUACCUCUGCAGUAAAGAUGGCUUUGCUGUGUGCCAAGGGGAAGGAAAUGUCGACCAAUUCUCACGUGUGAUUGACCAUAUAGGAAAGCAUUUAACUCCUAGAAAAACACAACGAAACAACAGAGAUCAAGGACAAAACCAGACGAAUAUAUUAUGUUUAAAAGGAAAUUUUCAAACAGAGAACUUAAAAACAAUCUCUAAAAUCAAUUUCCAAAGACUUCGAUUAGGUAAACAAGUCAGUCAAAUAAUGUUGCAGUUUACUCGUAAACGGCUUAAAUCAGUGAUGUAUCGCUAUGUUAACGGGUCCUUCACUCAUGUAUAUUGUAAUGAUGUUAUUUACCUCAAAUAUUCAAAAAUACUAGGGAAAGCUUUACAGACGGCGGAAGAUAUCUACAAUAAGGGACUUUUGUUCGAAUCAGUUGGAAUUGCAAACGACAACUGGGAGAAAAUAAGCCAAUCCAUGCGUCAAGGGAUUCACCUUACAAACAUCGAAGAAAGUUAUAAAAUAUACUUCCAGAUUGCUCUUCUUGCAGAAUGCAUAAUAUCUUUGUGUUAUCCAAGAAUAUCGAAAGAUUUCUUCCGAGGUUGUCUGGACUAUUCUUACCUUUUUGGAAACCGUGAAGAACAAGCUUUAAUGAUGGCCAUCUACGGAAGGGCUCUCACAGCUUACCCAGAAUCCGGUGGCUACAAAGAAGCUAUGCAAUAUUACACGAAGGCUUUGCCGAUCCUGAAGGCCCGCCGUCUUCAAUACCGAACACUUUUGCUCUACACAAGCAUGAGUUUUAACUGUUAUAUGCAGGGAAAAUACAAGCAAGCCAUCAGGUAAGACCCAUUGACACACUGAGC